This is a messenger RNA of Pseudophryne corroboree (corroboree frog), 4160 nucleotides long. RefSeq names its product protein disulfide isomerase family A member 5 (gene PDIA5). The transcript has 17 exons. The record is from RefSeq and is a predicted model, not a curated record. Gene Ontology annotation, cellular component: endoplasmic reticulum. Gene Ontology annotation, molecular function: protein disulfide isomerase activity. Gene Ontology annotation, biological process: protein folding. The coding region runs from base 94 to 1638 and encodes 514 amino acids. Lineage: Eukaryota; Metazoa; Chordata; Amphibia; Anura; Myobatrachidae.
CAAAUCCCGACAUGCCUUUGUCCUGCUUCACUGCGCCUGCGCAGCCAGACGUGGCAGCCGUGUGAUGGUUCCUGCCAGACUCGCUGCUGGGUAAUGAGAAUGCUGCUGCUCCACGUCCUGAUCAUUCUCCCAUCCAUACUCCUAUCGCUCAAAGUCUCUCCACUCAUCGAAAAAAUCAGCGACCAUAAGGAUUUCAAGAAGCUUCUACGCACUCGUAACAAUGUGCUGGUGCUGUACUCAAAGUCAGCCCAAGCUGCAGAGCGUCAGCUGAAACUGCUAUCUGAUGUUGCUCAGGAUGUGAAAGGAAGAGCUACUGUAUCAUGGAUUGACUGCGGAGACUCUGAGAGCAGGAAGCUCUGUAAGAAGAUGAAGGUGGACCCCAGUAAGAAGACAAACGGCAUAGAGCUGUUGCACUACAAGGACGGAACAUUCCAUACAGAGUACAACAGGCCGAACACUUACAAGUCCAUGGUGGCGUUUCUAAAAGAUCCAGAGGGAGCACCGCUGUGGGAGGAGAACCCUGAAGCCAAAGACAUUUUUCAUAUUGAUAGUGAAAAGGAUUUCCUGAAGCUCUUGAAGAAAGAAGACCGCCCGCUGCUCAUGAUGUUUUAUGCACCAUGGUGCAGUGUGUGUAAGAAGAUGAUGCCUGCUUACCAACAGGCUGCCACUGAACUGAAAGGCACUUAUGUCCUCGCUGGGAUGAAUGUUUAUCCUCCAGAGUUUGAGAGGUUGAAGGAGCAGUACAACGUGAAGGGUUAUCCUACCAUUCUGUACUUUGAGAAAGGAAAGUAUAUGUUCAAUUUUGAGAAAUAUGGAGCAACAGCCAAGGACAUUGCAGACUGGUUGCAGAAUCCCCAGCCUCCAGCCCCUGAAGCUCCAGAGGUGGCGUGGGCGGAGCAAGAAAGUGCAGUCCAUCACCUUACAGAUGCCGAUUUCGACCAGUUUGUGACGGAUCAUCAGUCUGUGCUUGUUAUGUUCUAUGCUCCAUGGUGUGGUCACUGUAAGAAAAUGAAACCGGACUAUGAGAAAGCAGCUGAAACCCUGCACGCGGAAAACGAUGUUGGGGUGCUGGCGGCAGUGGAUGGAACAGUUCACAGAGUGCUGUCUGAGAAGUUCCAUAUCUCUGGGUUCCCAACUUUGAAGUAUUUUGAGAAUGGGGAGGAGAAGUACACGUUGCCUCACCUACGUUCUGAACAGAAGAUUGUGGAGUGGAUGCACAAUCCUGAGGCCCCACCACCCCCAGAACCAGCGUGGGAAGAGAAACCAUCCAGCGUUCUCCACCUCCUGGGUGAUGAUUUCAGGGAAACCCUAAAAAAGAAGAAACAUGCACUGGUCAUGUUCUACGCCCCUUGGUGUCCUCAUUGCAAGAGCUCGAUUCCCGAUUUCAUUAUAGCAGCUGAUGAAUUCAAAGAAGAUCGGAAGAUUGCUUAUGCAGCUGUCGAUUGCACCAAAGAUAAGAAUCAGGAACUGUGCAAGCAGGAAGGAGUAGAUGGGUUUCCCACCUUUAAUUACUACAACUAUGGGAAAUUUUUUGAAAAAUAUAAUGGUGAACGAGGGGAGUCGGGGUUUGUUGGUUUCAUACGAUCGCUCAGAGAAAAAGAUCACGUCAAGCUGGGGAAGAAGAAGGAAGAACUGUAACCUCUGUCCCUCCAGGGCACUGCAGUAAGAUAUCGAGGCCCAAGACACCUGACCAACCCAUCUCAGCGCACCAGGACUAUUCUCCCUUCUUCCAGGCCUCAGACAUUCGGUCCAACUCCACACACUGUUACCGGCCUCCAGUACCAACAUAUCCAGCGGGCCCAUCCUAAUGUACUAGGACUGUUCUAACUGCUUACAGGCCAUAAACAUUGUCGGGUCCAACUCAACACACUGAUAUCAACAUCCCAGAUGCCUCCAGGACACAAAUAUCAAAUGGGCCCAUCCAUCCCAAUGCACCAGGACCAUUAUUUCAGCUUCCAGGCAUCUGACAUUAUGGGGUCCAUCCAAGUGUACUGUGACAGGAUUCUCAGCUUCCAGGUCCCUAGCACUUCAACUGCACCAGCUAAUGAUGACAGAUUAGGAUUUCAUGAAAAACAGCUGCCAUUGUACAUAUAUAUAAUUAUAAAGUGAAAAAAGAGGUCCUCCUUCUGUACCUUAUACAGGUAAAACAAUGCGUUGAAAGGUAUCUUUAUCCCCUAAUCACCCAAUAUGGUAUCUUUCUUGCAUCAACCAGACCAAUUGGGAAGAUAAUGCCUCCAAGGAAAUAUCAGAAAUGGCUCCUCAUAGUGUUUUAAAGGUUUAUUUACAACAUAUAAAGAACAUGUAUUUACUUGCAUAGGUAUACAUUGUUUUUUACCAUGUGUAUUUCUUAUGACCAUUCUAUGCCAAUAGUGUUCCAUACAGAAAAUGAAUUAAUAGCACUUUCGCAGUUUGCUCUUGUAACUAGUCUCCCAUGAUUUCAGCAAGUGCUGAAUGGUGAACACAAGUGUUAUAAGUAGAUGGACCCUUUAAAGUCUGUAUUUUAAAAUGGAACUAAACUAGAAAAAUGACUUUGCUUUGCUGAUUAUGAUAUCAUUCAUUUAUGAUAUCUUGCUUUAAUUGAAUUCUUUAAAUCUGAACAUAGGAGUUGCUCAUUGGACACUGCCCUAUUCCUGUGAAAAUAGAUUCCAAACCAUAGGCAUGAAGGGAUAGUAGAUUACCUUAUAUUCAGCAGACAUUUAAUGACUAAGCCUACAAACAAAACUUUAUAUGACCUUGUUUUAUUUAAUAAGGCUAUUACAAUAAACUAGCAUAACAUAAAUUUACUUUCCAGUCCAACCCCGCUUGUUUUGAAACCCAUUCAUCACAGCCUCCCACAGUCAUCGAUGGCAGAGUUUGUAGGACCGUUGUUAGUCAUCAUUAAAUCAUCAUCAUAGUUUAUUUAGAAAGUGUCACAAGGCAAGGACAUCCAGUUCUCAGUGUCACUUUUAUAAAUAGGUGCCUAAUAAUUUAACAUGUCUUUAGUUCCACGUUAAAGUCCUGUAUAGUCUAGUCAUGUAAUACUGUUUAAAAAAAAAAAAAGUAUUUUCUUUUUCUAAUUUUAUAUUAUAAUAGUUAAAAGAGAUUAUCAAAUAUUUAAUGCGCUGAGGUUUCCAGUAUAAUAUGAUGUUUAUGCCAAAAAAAGAUUACCUGACGUUGUAUUAUUUAUAAUUUUGGGAAAGUAUAUUACAUAAUGAUGUAGAAUUUUUGCCUGCAAGCAGUGGUGGGAACUAACGGUCUUUAUAAUAGAGCCCAUCUAUUCAAUAGGAACUACUGAUAGUCGUGAUUGUGUUAUAGUCAUUUUAUAGAGAUAAUGAUUAAUGCAGCAUUUCCGAAUAAUGGUUCAGCCCACAAAAUGGCAGCCUUCAAAGCGCGUAUUUGACAGGUACAGUUAAACGGUGACUCUUCCAAUGGGUACAGGCCCCAUUUGAAUUUGUGAAAUUGCUUUGCUCUUUGCCUCGUGUGGAGUGAGGGAGAGUGCAGUAAGUUGAGAAUGUUAUGUUUCAUAUAAUCACCUUUUUACCAUGACCAUUCCCAGUGUUGAAUUACUACUUUCCACACCUGUUCUACAUACUUUAUAAUGUAGUGAAUUCAGUUUGCUGAACAUUUGACCUGUUUACUGGGGUUUCCAUCGGGAAGUAACAAAUCCAUACUAGGUCUUCUGGAAGCGGACAGCUUCACAUCACUCAGGGACAAGUCAAACACUCUGCCGAAUCUCAAAUGCAGUGAUUGUUACCACCGUUUACACACUUUCUGUAGACUGUUUGGACUCUAAAGGGCAGGUGAAAAAGCCAAAAAGAUAUUUUUCUCUCUAUUUUCUGUAAACUGGUUGGUGGGGGGUAGGGUUCCAUGUUUAAUCUACAUGCAGUUAAAAUGUCAUGCCUAUCAUUGUAUUUCAUACCGUAUAAAUGCAAAGUGAUUUUUGAUAUGCAAAGUUAAAAAUAAGCGCAUCAUUUGUUUACAUUCCUGAAACAACGUUAUCUUAAGAUGUGUGAAUUUUUCAUUGUUCUUUUGGUUGUGUUUUUCUUUUUUUGUUUGUUUUUUAAAAUGCAUUCUUAAUUUCAGGCUGGUAGCCAUGAAUGUGUUCCAAUUAUAUGGUAUUCCCAUUAUGUGUUUAAUCUGUGAUUUAUUUCAUCUCAAAAUUAAAACUAUUUUACAAUUUA